UCCUUCCUCAUCCUGACCAUGCUCUCGUUAUCUCCUACUCAAUUUCUUAGACCUCCUCCUUCUGCUUCUCCAAGCGCCGGAUUCCGGCCGCCGAUCAUCAUCGCCACCGCUACCGCCACCACGACCACCACUACUUUCAAAGAGAAGAAAGCGUCAUCUUCGUAUCUGCGACCUCCUCAAGGUCGUAUGGCUUCAUCGACGUCGCUGUACGAGAUCCUGGGGCUACCGACGGGGGCCACGCGCGAGGAGGUAAAAUCGGCUUACCGUCGGCUUGCGCGGGUCUGCCAUCCGGACGUGGCGGCGGUGGAGCGGAAGGACAGGUCGGCCGACGAGUUCAUCAAGAUCCACGCCGCAUACUGCACCUUAUCGGACCCCGAGAAACGCGCCGUUUACGAUCGGAAGAUUUUCCGGCGGCCUGUCCGGCCCUUGUCGACUGGAUUUUCAGGUUACACCGGUAGGAAUUGGGAGACCGAUCAGUGCUGGUAGUGAUGAGUAGACUCGCUCGAGUUUAACUAGUCGAGGUUCUUGUGUAUAUAGGAAAGAAGCUUUAGUCUCUAACUCUUGGCACCGGCGGAGGUGAAAGACUUCCAUGCCGAGCAAUCAUAGCCGUUGGAUUCGCCGCUUGUUCUGGUAUAUCCACUUAGCGCGUCGACAGCUUGAUUUUCCUGUGAUAGUGAAAAACAAGGAAAACAAUGUAAGAUUGCUCUGCAAGUUAAUUAUGAUCCAAAAUUAGUAAUUAAGGGAGUUUUAGUUUUUUGCUUUAAAUAUAUGUCAGCAUAUACGUAUAUGCAUAGAAACGUAAUAAAUACCGUAGUCAACUUUUCAA
This is a messenger RNA of Tripterygium wilfordii, 826 nucleotides long. Its product is annotated as chaperone protein dnaJ 11, chloroplastic. Bases 19 to 486 code for a protein of 155 amino acids. The transcript has a single exon. The record is from RefSeq and is a predicted model, not a curated record. Lineage: Eukaryota; Viridiplantae; Streptophyta; Magnoliopsida; Celastrales; Celastraceae.